AUUUUUGUUUAUAUACAGUUAUGGACCAAUGAACCCGGUCAAUAUACUUGAAGGGAUUCAUACAAAUUACGGCUCUAGGGCAGGACAAGUUAGAUUUGAAAAGGAAGAAGACUUUAGAAUGUUUGCAAAGAGAAUACGCAGCUAUGGUGUACAGAUUGGACAGAUAAUUACACGAAUGGACAAAGCUGUAAACAUGCGGACCACCAAUCAUAACGUUUCAAUAGAAAAGGUGCCAUCACUGAUGGAGAAUAUGCGAGCAAUGUAUGUUAAUAAUGAGACAGCUUUCCCAAUGUACGAACCGUUUAAGGACAAGAUGGAUGACCUGGUUUCAAAUGCUACAACGAAAUCUACUAUUCGAGAUGUUGCUGUAACCAAUAUCAAGUUUCUCCUAGAGCAAGUAAAGCAACUCGCAGCGUUUAUAAAGAAUACUUACAUUCCAAAUACGCGGUCAUCAUUCGGAGUAGGCGGUCUUCCACAGGGGGCGGAGUAUUACAAGGCGUGUUUAAAAUGGCAACUUUCUAUAGACCUAUCAGCUGAUGAGAUACACAGAAUGGGAAUUAGAGAAGUUCAAAGAGUUCAUUCUGAAAUUCAAAAGAUAAUGAAGAGGGCAAAUUUCAAAGGAACAGUGAAAGAGUACAACGAACAUUUACGUAAAAACGAUAGUUUAUUUAUCACGGAUGGUGAUGUAGCUUUGCAGAUGUUUAAAGAUUACUACAAUGAAACUAUUGUGCCAAAGUUGGAUACAAUGUUCGAAAAUAUACCGGAUUUUCCUUUAAAGAUUGAAAAGAUGACAUACAAUGGUCCAAAUGGUAUUUAUAAAAAUGGAGCCCCGGAUGGAUCACGGCCGGGCAUUUUCCUAGCAAAUGUUAAUUCAAAAGUACCGAAAUUCGACAUGGCCGCCUUAUUGCUUCACGAAACUGAUCCUGGCCACCAUUUACAGGAUUCUUAUGCAUUAACUGCCCAGGGAAUACCAUUGUUCAGAAAAGUCACAGAUUUCUCAAAAUAUUUCGGAGUUCCUUUGCAUUUUCCGUUCUACACUGCAUAUUCCGAGGGUUGGGGACUUUACUCAGAAGAUUUAGGCGAGGAUAUGGAGAUAUAUAAAGACGAUAUGGAUAAGUUUGGUAAAUAUGGACUAGAAAUAUUCCGUGCCGCUCGGCUUGUUGUCGACACUGGUAUCCAUGCUAAAAACUGGCCACGUGAACGUGCCAUACAGUACAUGAAAACUUAUACAGCAUAUACACCGGAAUUUAUUGAGCGGGAAAUUGAUCGAUAUUCAACAUGGCCGGCACAAUCGACUACAUAUAUGAUUGGCAAGUUAAAGAUCAGAGAACUCCGGGAUAAUGCAAAAGAACGUCUGUGUAAUUUUGAAAAAGACGAAUUGAUUAAACCAUUCCACAGUGUAAUCCUAAGCAACGGAGCUAUGCCUCUAAGUGUUUUACAAGACGAAAUAAAGAAUUGGAUAGAAAUGGAAGCCGUGAAAAAUGCGAGAGCGGGAACUUGCAAGGAGACAAGCGGUGCCGAUAGCUUUAACAACGUGCACUCUGUCCUACUUUUUACAUGCACUUUAAUUGGUUUAUUAUGUAGAAAUCAUGUUUAAUCAUAGACAGAGGAAUUGUUGCCUUAAAAAUCAUUCGUUCAGCAUUAAAUUUUCUGUUUGAAAGAUCUGAAUUUAUGUAAAAUAAUCUGAAAAUUAUGUUGCUUUUUCAGUGUUAAAAGUCAAUUACAGUUUAAUAACUUUCUUUUCACCUGUAGAGAAAUUAAAAUUGCUGACAACUUCCUAAUGUAGUAACAUUUUUUUCAUAUAUAUACACUAAUGUUUAUAAUUGUUAAAGGAACUCCACUGAGGGCCAAAAGCCUAAAAGCAUAAAAUAUGAAAUUAAACACAGAUCAACUGGGUCACUUGUAAAAAGUCAAAUGACUCACUAAAUAAUUAAAUAAAAAAUCUUUUGUUUUCCUGAGAUUCUGAUAGUGUUAAUAGUUAAAUGCGUUUAUAAUUUUUUUUUGUUGACUUUUGGGUCUUUUUGCACAAUGAAUAUAAUUAUUGUAGACAAAAAGGAAUGAACGAAUAAUCUGAAAUUUAUGCACAUACUGAUUUGUCUAGGACUUCAGUCCUAUAAUGUAAAAAAAAAACAAAAAAAAAACACAACAGCAAAAUAACAACAACAACAAUAAAAAACAACACCCCCCCCAAAAAA
Molecule: messenger RNA, 2195 nt
Organism: Ruditapes philippinarum (Manila clam)
Lineage: Eukaryota; Metazoa; Mollusca; Bivalvia; Venerida; Veneridae
Exons: 13
Coding region: 29-1597 (522 amino acids)
Source: RefSeq, a predicted model, not a curated record